AUGCUUCCUAUAUUGCGCCGCCAGCUGCUCGUGAAGGCUCCUUUACUAUCCAGUCGUCUUCUUCAUUCCUCGAGGAUUCUCUGGAACCAACAAAAACCCGAGAAACCUUCAAAUGAGACUGAAAAAUUAAACGACCAGAAAUCACAGCCAAACUACAAGAAAAGACCUCUUAGUCGUGUCGCCAUUGGCGGAUCUCUGGAACUGAAGAAGCUUCCAGCAUCUAAGGGUAUUGAAUUUGCUGCUUGGAGAGCCGUAUUGGUUCUUAUCAUCGGUGGUGGUAUCUUCACGUGGUGGUUCUCUAGAGAGAAGGAGAAGUUGAGACUCCAGAAGGAAGUGGAGGCCAAGCGUGGUGUUGGAAAGCCUUUAAUCGGUGGAAACUUCACCUUGGUUGACGAAAAGGGUAACACUUUCACCCAGGAGAACUUAAAGAACAACCAGAAGAAGUUUUCCAUACUCUACUUUGGCUUCACACACUGUCCUGAUGUCUGUCCUGAUGAGUUGGACAAGUUGGGCGAUAUGUUGGAGGAUUUGAAACAGAACCUGAACAUCGAGUUGCAGCCAGUCUUCAUCACCUGUGAUCCUGCCAGAGACAGUUCCGAGGUGAUCAACCAGUACUUGGAAGAUUUCCACCCAAGCAUCAUCGGAUUGACCGGUACUUACGAGCAAGUCAAGAAUGUGUGUAAGAAGUUCAGAGUUUACUUCUCGACUCCGCCAGAUGUGAAGCCAGGCCAGGAUUACUUGGUCGACCACUCUAUCUUCUUCUACCUCAUGGACUGUGAAGGAAACUUUGUGGAUGUCAUUGGCAGAGAGGUUGACGCCAAGCUGGGCGCUGAAAAGAUCAAAAAGUAUGUCGAGUCGUUUGUUCCCGAGGCUGAAAGGGAGGCUCGUAAGAGUUCCUGGUUGGGAUUCCUUUAUAAAUAA
This is a messenger RNA of Candidozyma haemuli, 921 nucleotides long. RefSeq names its product Cu-binding protein (gene SCO1). The transcript has a single exon. Gene Ontology annotation, molecular function: copper chaperone activity; copper ion binding. Gene Ontology annotation, cellular component: mitochondrial inner membrane. Gene Ontology annotation, biological process: intracellular copper ion homeostasis; mitochondrial respiratory chain complex IV assembly. The record is from RefSeq and is a predicted model, not a curated record. NCBI's taxonomy places the organism in Eukaryota, Fungi, Ascomycota, Pichiomycetes, Serinales, Metschnikowiaceae. The coding region runs from base 1 to 921 and encodes 306 amino acids.